Messenger RNA from Ixodes scapularis (black-legged tick), 2292 nucleotides. Its product is annotated as (Lyso)-N-acylphosphatidylethanolamine lipase. The coding region runs from base 144 to 1445 and encodes 433 amino acids. Gene Ontology annotation, cellular component: lipid droplet. The record is from RefSeq and is a predicted model, not a curated record. The transcript has 7 exons. NCBI's taxonomy places the organism in Eukaryota, Metazoa, Arthropoda, Arachnida, Ixodida, Ixodidae.
GCCAGCGCUCAUGCAGAGUUGAGGAGGUCGUCGAUGAUUGCGGGCAUUGCGGGCUCCGUCGGCGUUGUUAAUUCAAUGAGUUGUGUGGUGGGUAGUACGAGCUGGUAGCCGUCUUUGACGUUGCAUCAAGCAAAAAGUGGUCUAUGUUGCUAACGCUUUUUAGUAGGUUGAAAGAAAUCGGCUCUGAAUUUAGGAUGUCUGUACCAGACCAUUCGUCGUCGGAGCUUUCAAAAGGGUUGUGGCUGCUGAAGCAUGCUUGCCUCCUGUUGGACUCCCUGUUGAGCACCCUGCUUGACCUUGUUCCCAGCUGGAUCUCCAAGUACUUGCGCUGGUGCCCCACCUCCAGUGAGCGGCUGGAGGAGGCUGAGAGACGACUUCUUGCCUAUGUGAAGAAGCCAUUCCAGUCCAAGUUUGUUACGAUAGACUCGAUCCUGAAAUGCAAGGGCAGUCAUCAGAUAAGGACCAUUGAGAUGGGGCCCACCAACGAGCCCCCGCCAGGAGAGGAACGUGUGCCUCUGGUACUUGUGCACGGGUUUGCAUCUGGGGUGGCGCUCUGGCUGCUCAACCUCGAUAAGUUGAGCGAGGACCGCACGGUGUACAGUUUUGACACCCUGGGCUUCGGCAGGAGUUCACGUCCGCGACUGUCCAGUGACUCGUUGGAAGCGGAGUACCAAUUUGUACAAAGUCUGGAGGAGUGGCGUGCCCAGGUAGGCCUGGACCGCUUUGUGCUGCUGGGCCACAGCAUGGGCGGCUUUCUGGCAGCUUCGUAUGCGCUGCGCUUUCCCGAGAGGGUGGCGCACCUGGUGCUGGCAGACCCGUGGGGGUUCCCCGAGCGUCGGGUGCCGUCACCCAAAGCCCUGCAGCUGCCCACCUGGGUGCGGGCCGUUUCCACCCUGCUUAGCCCCUUCAACCCAUUGGUGGCCUUGCGCGUGGCUGGACCCUGGGGUCCCUUGCUCGUGGAGAAAAUCCGAGCAGACAUUGGCAAGAAAUAUGAACACAUUGUGCAGGAUAGUGAAGCGGUUCCUCGGUACAUCUACCACUGCAACGCUCAAUUUCCCAGUGGGGAGUCUGCAUUCAAGGCCAUGAUGACCCAGUACGGCUGGGCCAGGCACCCGAUGGUGAACCGGAUAGCGGAGCUCCACGUGGGAGUUCCCAUGACCUUCAUUUAUGGCUCCAAGUCAUGGGUGGACAAGCAGCCCGGCAUCCAAGUGCAGCAGGUUCGAGAGGAGAGCGAGGUGGAUGUUGAGAUCAUAGAGGGGGCGGGACACCACGUGUUUGCUGAUCGGCCAGACCAGUUCAACGACAUGGUGUGCAAGCUCUGCCGAAACACGGACGCUGCCGAGAGGAUCAUUCGGGCACUCACCGAGAAUGAGGACGACGAGAAGGCAGACGAAAAGAACCUCGCGUCGAGCGCAAAGCUGCUUCGAAGCAAAGUGUUCCUGUAGCUUCACACUCUGCCGCCUUAUUGCUCCCCCAUCCUCAUGUCUCUCACCCACAUUCUCAGUUUUUCACCUAGCCGUAAUGGUGCAACAAAUUAGUUGCUUGCAGAGCCUUUCACUUAGUUUUCACGUAGUUUAUGUGAUCUGGAUUUAUUCUGUUGUUUUCUUUGUUUUUAGCUGAAUUUGACAGGAAAAGUGUUAAAACAUCAUGGUGGGGUGGUUUAGGCUGCAGGUUCAGCUGGUGAUGAGGGUUUUUGUUUGACACUUUUUGAGGUUUUCUAGGUGUUUAGUAGCACUAUUUUGAAGUAAUUUAAAAUGACACUGGACUGUUCACUUCAAGCCAAGUUGGUGUUGUUGAACUGCAAGCAAACAUGCUGUCUGAGCCUGCUGGAGAGGGCAGCAUUAGAUUCUACCUCUAAUGGGUGUAGCUUAGUUCCAUCUUCACUUCAAUGUCUUGCAGUCUAUUUUGGAGGGAUAUGAGCUAAGGGAGCUAUAAUUUAUUUUAAAGUCUGGCAACACCCAUUUACCUUGCAGCAUGUAUGUGCCUAUUUUAUAACACAUGAAACAUUGUGGCACUGACUUGUGUUGCCCUUAUGUAACCCAUUUUAUGAGUAUGUUAUACAGGCACACAAGUGGGUCCACAAGAAGCCAUCAUUUUAUGCACUUCGUUGCAGCAAAGUGGGCACUUUAUGGGCUAGAAUACCGGCACGUGGUUAGUGCGGGCGGAUCACGUGAACAAAGCAAACGCUGCACUACAAAUGUACCCGGGUCGAGUCCGCUGCUUGUGAUAUGUUGUGGCAUUAGCAGUCUGGUGCCGCUGCGUCUUAUUUAAUAAACAUAUUUUCAGCGUUCA